This is a messenger RNA of Musca domestica (house fly), 1241 nucleotides long. Its product is annotated as trypsin-1. Gene Ontology annotation, biological process: proteolysis. Gene Ontology annotation, molecular function: serine-type endopeptidase activity. The transcript is spliced from 4 exons. The record is from RefSeq and is a predicted model, not a curated record. Bases 190 to 1149 code for a protein of 319 amino acids. Lineage: Eukaryota; Metazoa; Arthropoda; Insecta; Diptera; Muscidae.
UCUGUGUGUGCUAACGAUACAAAUAUUGAAUUUUAAUCAAUAAAAAAUCGAAACUAUAAGAAGACACGAAGCCUUUUCCAAUGCAAACAUUUCAACUGGGCAGGUGAAAGAGCUCAGUUGUGUAAAAAGAAAAGAGUUGUAAAAAAAAUUGAAAAUAAAAAAUAUUUUCAAAAAGUGUAGUAAUAUAUAAUGAAAUUCUUGGUAGUUUGCACCCUACUUUGGGUAUCCGCCCAAGGACAAUAUGUCUAUGAGCCACCUCAAGCUCAAACGGCCCAAGUGCAACGUUAUGAUGAAACCGCGGCAGAGAGUUUUGAUCAAGUUUUGGGUGCCUUUGAUGUUGAUAUUGGCGAGAGCGGUUUCGGCAAGGCUAAGCCUCAACGCAACAACUGCAAAAGCAAAUGCUUCUGUGGUGCACCAAAUGGCAAUCGCAUUGUUGGUGGCACACAGGUGCGCCAAAACAAAUAUCCCUGGACAGCCCAACUGUUAAAAGGUCGCCAUUAUUUGCGUCUCUUCUGUGGUGGCUCUUUGAUUAAUGAUCGCUAUGUGCUGACUGCUGCCCAUUGUGUCCACGGUAAUCGUGAUCAGAUAACAAUCCGCUUAUUGCAGUUGGACAGAUCAUCUCGGGAUCCUGGCAUUACCAGAAAGGUUGCCCGCACCAUUGUCCAUCCACAAUACAAUCCCAACACAAUUGCCAAUGAUGUUGCCCUGUUGAAAUUGGAAUCCCCUGUACCAUUUAAUGACAAAAUUCGUCCCGUAUGUUUGCCAGAUGCUAACCAAAACUUUGAUGGCAAGAAUGCCGUUGUUGCCGGUUGGGGUCUAUUGAAGGAGGGUGGUCAAACAUCCAACUAUUUGCAAGAAGCUACCGUUCCAAUUAUUUCCAAUCAGGAAUGUCGUCGCACCAGAUAUAAGAACAAAAUUCAAGAUGUUAUGCUAUGCGCUGGUUUGGUGAAAUCGGGCGGCAAGGAUGCCUGCCAAGGUGACAGUGGCGGUCCAUUGAUUGUUAACGAGGGUCGUUUCAAAUUGGCUGGUGUUGUUUCCUUUGGCUAUGGCUGCGCCCAGGUUAAUGCUCCUGGUGUUUAUGCCCGUGUUACAAAAUUCUUGAGCUGGAUUGAAUCGAAUACCAAGGAUGGUUGCUACUGCAGUGCUUAAUUCCCAUAUAGAGACAUCGAAAUUGAAUCAUUGCCAAAAUUUAUAAUUUCAUCGAAAUUUUCCAUUUUCAUGCUUUUAAUUUAUUGCAAAUA